Nilaparvata lugens (brown planthopper) is the source of this 1702-nucleotide messenger RNA. RefSeq names its product carbonic anhydrase-related protein 10. The record is from RefSeq and is a predicted model, not a curated record. Lineage: Eukaryota; Metazoa; Arthropoda; Insecta; Hemiptera; Delphacidae. Gene Ontology annotation, molecular function: carbonate dehydratase activity; zinc ion binding. Bases 1 to 489 code for a protein of 162 amino acids. The transcript has 5 exons.
AUGGUUCCUAAUGACUGUGGAGAUAGGGUAGGAGGUGAGGGUGUACCUCCUAAUAUCUGGGAAGUGGUGGUUUAUACAGGGUUGCAGGAAAUUACGGGUGAGAAGAUCGUGAUUAAGCACCUGUCGCUAACGAGCAUUCUGCCUGACACUUCGCAGUACAUGACUUACGAGGGAUCAACCACCCACCCUGGUUGCUGGGAGACAACCAUUUGGAUCAUUCUUAACAAACCAAUCUACAUGACCAAACAAGAGUUAUACUACUUGAGACUGCUGCAACAGGGCUCUCAACAGACCCCCAAGGCCCCCCUGGGGAACAACGCUCGUCCCCCGCAGCCCCUCUACCACAGGACUGUUCGCACCAACAUUGAUUUCCAGGUCUCUGAAGAAUUUUCACCAAACAAGAAUAAAUGCGAGAUAACCAUGCGGAAGGAUAUGUAUUACAAGGCGAAUUCAUGGGGCAGACAGAUGAACGAGCUGUUCCCGGUGUGACCAAGGUACGAGGAUAUCAGCUACGAUUACAAGGAAGCAAUAAACCUGCCCGGCAACUGUAAAUAGAACAAAAAUUCAAAGCAAUACGAAACCAAUGGACUGUUCUUGAUAGAAAAGUAUUAUUACAGGUAAUGUUAAAGCUGUUGUUGAAUGAUGUAUCGGUGUUGGCAAGGGGAGUAUUGUUUGCGAGCUAACAUGUAUUAUUAGAUAAAUUAAUUGAUGUGUAAUAAUGGUUAUGUCAUAGAUAACAAUGCUUUCGAAUUUGGUUUUGGUUACUCUUACAUACUAAUAUAGAUUUUUCGUACAUAGGUACUAAGAUUGAGAAUUUGUCAACUCAAAUUGAUGUAUCAUGUUUAUCCUAUAAUUAUGUCAUGUAUGGCAAAUUAUUCUAUUUUAUUCAUUCAUGGUUAAUUUAAACAUUAUAAUAAUAUUGUAAAUAUUUUAUGUUUAUUAAUGGGCUUAGUAGAUUGGCUUCUAUUACAAAAUAAUGUGGAGUGUUUAUUUUCAAGACUAGAAUAGAUAUGAAUUUGCGGGUUUCAUUGGAUGAAUUGUGUGAAGAUAAUUAUUCAAGAUACAUUUGUUGUUUUCGUAUAAUGUUUAUAAGUAUGGAGGGAAAUUUAUAAAAUGAAACUUAUGAGUCUGCUAAUUACAUCAAUUGUUAUUCUUUUCAAAUGAGGGAAAGUUGAUUGAAAUGCUAAUAUACCUGUAUUAUCUAAACUAAAAUUCCUUACCCUGGCAUAUUAUGAAAGUUCCGACUCAGCAAAAUAAUUCAUUAAAAAUAAUUAAUAAUUCAUAAUUCAUUUUUUUCGUAAUUAAAAAUAUGGAUUAUUGUUGAAUAGUAGCGCUCAUCGAAUUUCCAUCUAGCUGUUUACCCUGUUGUCAAUAUUUGCAGUAGCAGAAGUCUUCGAGGUGAAUUACAGCAUUUAAUUUUGAUUUUCGUUUAAUAAUAAUAAAAAUAUGAUGGUGCCCCAAACAGGACUUUCAGUCCUCGGGGUACUUGAAACUAUUUAUUCUUCUAUUGAUGUACAUGAGUUAUUGUGGUUUCUUUGUACAACGUGUAAUUAUAUUAUUUUAUAAUCUCUAUUCUUAUAAUCUGCAAUAUUGUUGUGAUGUACUCUACUUUUCAUGAUUUUUGAUUAUGUGUAAUGUAUCAAUUGGAAGAAUAAAUGAAUUUAUUAUGAUUGGUAUGAUGUUUGUAGUGAGGUCCACGUUA